AUGAGGACGACUGUACGAGCGGCGAUUGCCAUUGCACUGGUAUUCACCGUGUUACUGGUCAAGAGUCAUCUCGAUUCCAUUCCGCAAUGGCAGGCUCCGGGUCGGAAACAAGCUUCGGCUAGGGAUCUCUAUGUCCUCGAUGAAUCUGACGCUUAUAUCGAGCUGGUCUCGGCUGAUACUACGAUCUCGCCUAAACCAAAUCCGACUCGGCAUAAAUGGACGCCUACUGGCCGACCUACGCCUCCCGUGGUGCCGAAUAAAGUCGCAACGAAACAGAUCCCGGUGCGAGUUCCUGGCGCGGAAUGGGCUGGCCAGGAUCCCUUCUUGCGGAAUUACAAUUCGAAGUCGAAGUCAAAGAAAUUGACCGAUUCACAAAAGUCGCACGGUCAGAAACUCGGUCCGCUUGAGCAUGGGAAUGUACGGAAGCUUGCGCCUUCGUCGACUGCGCCGCCUAAGCCCAAAAUUACCCCGAAAACGGAUCGCAUAAUUGUGAUGGGGAAGAUGUCGUAUGAAGAUACAGAUUGGUUGGAGGAGCAGUUGCCAGAAUGGCAGCAUGCACUUUAUAUCGUCGACGACCCAGAAGCAGAACGCACUGUCGCGCACAACAAAGGCAAAGAGAGCAACAUCUAUCUCCAAUACAUCCUCGACAAUUACGACAAAUUGCCCGAGUACAUGGUCUUCCUCCACGCCCAUCAAUAUAGCGCCCAUACCGAAUUCUGGGAACAAGAUAAUGCCAUAACAGUCCGAAGGCUGCAAAUCGACUACCUCAAACAAGUCGGAUAUCUCAAUCUCCGCUGCGACUGGGGCCCAGGAUGUCCCGAUGAGGUUAAACCAUUCCGGCAGAUGGCUGGCCGCACCACCGAGUUGGCGUUUGCUGGCGCUUGGCUUCGUAUUUUUAAUAAUACUGAUGUGCCUGAGAUUGUCGCUACGCCUUGCUGUGCUCAGUUUGCUGUUACAAAACAGCAGGUUCUUCAACGGCCUCGUAGUGACUAUGCGCAUUAUCACAAGUGGCUUAUGACGACCGAGUUGGAUGAUGAGACUAGUGGUCGUGUCUUUGAGUAUUUGUGGCACAUCAUCUUCGGGCAGGAUCCCGUGUUUUGUCCUUCAAAGGCACAGUGUUACCGAGAUGUUUAUGAUAUGGAGUUUGACGGACCGAACACGUAUACGGAGCCGAAUCCUUUUGAAAAUUCUUUUGAUGACCCCUUUGAUGAUCUUUGGGCUAACUGGGAUGAUGAAGUUCCCUGGAAAUAA
This is a messenger RNA of Penicillium antarcticum, 1251 nucleotides long. Its product is annotated as DUF3431 domain-containing protein. NCBI's taxonomy places the organism in Eukaryota, Fungi, Ascomycota, Eurotiomycetes, Eurotiales, Aspergillaceae. The coding region runs from base 1 to 1251 and encodes 416 amino acids. The transcript has 3 exons. The record is from RefSeq and is a predicted model, not a curated record.